This is a messenger RNA of Caenorhabditis bovis, 318 nucleotides long. The record is from the annotation of a GenBank genome assembly. NCBI's taxonomy places the organism in Eukaryota, Metazoa, Nematoda, Chromadorea, Rhabditida, Rhabditidae.
AUGCGAAUCGAAACGAUAUUCUUGCUCUUCAUCAUUUUGUUAUUCGAAGUCUCGUCGAUUGAAGCGCGAUACGAACGCGUUGGAUUUAUUAGUGACCCAAUCAAAUUGCUUCUACAAGACAGCUAUUCGUCACUGAAGAAUCGGAUGUACAGUCAGAGUUCGUGGAAGAAUCCAACUGGAUUCCGACAGGUCCGCAAAAGAAAGUACACCGCUUUCCCGCCGACGUUCUACAGCAACUACGGAUUCGGACCAAUUCAAUUCAACAGCCGCCGUAGUGCCGUAAUACCCUACAGCGAUCUACUAUUUUCUGGAAAAUAA